Molecule: messenger RNA, 624 nt
Organism: Peniophora sp. CBMAI 1063
Lineage: Eukaryota; Fungi; Basidiomycota; Agaricomycetes; Russulales; Peniophoraceae
Source: the annotation of a GenBank genome assembly
AUGUCUAUAUAUCCCACCAGCCUUCCCAGCCUACCCUCACUCGCGACAUCAUCCGACGCCUCACCAAGUGGCCCUCUCGCUUCAGCGCUAGCCACGCUCUUCGAACCCUCUCCAGUCCUCUACUCCGACCUCGUCCCCGCCCUCCUCAACUCGUCACCAGACAUCUACACGUCAUAUGGCACGCUCGUCGACGCCGCCGUCGCGUCGAUCAAGCAAUGGCCGCGGGAGAAGCAGGCCGCGUUCAUCGGCGCGCAUCCGCGCAUCGGCGAGGUAUCCGGCUUGAGCGCGCUUAGCGCUGCCGAGCAGGCAUCAAAGCAGACGCCACCUGAGGUCCUAGAGCGCUUAGCGAAGCUUAAUGCGCUGUAUGAGGAUAGGUACGAGGGGCUGAGGUAUAUCACGUUCGUGAAUGGACGGAGCAGGAAGGAGAUUAUGGAGGAGAUGGAAGUUAAGUUGGGCGUGGGGAGCGGAGAGGAUGUUGUGGUUGGAGAGGACGAGGCGGGGAGGGUGAAAAUCGAGAGCGAUGAGUGGGAGAAGGAGGUGAGGAGGGCGGUUGAGGAUGUGGGGAGGAUAGCAAAGGCGCGGUUGAGGAACAUGGGCUUCGCGGCGGAUGCGGCGGCUAGCUGA